AUGUCCCGACAUUACCUUCGCAAAUUAUGUCUCUUUUCGCUGCUCUUGUGGCUGAUAUACAUACUGGUUCACUACAAGGGAAGUAACCGCGACCAGACCCCGACAAAUACUUCCUGGGAGAUUCAUAUUCAGUCCGUAACUCGUUUCGACCUCAAUGGUAGCUAUCACAGUGGUACCAUUGAAAAUGAGACUAUUGAGUCGACAAAAAAGUCGAACAUCCGCAAAUGGUCCAAACCAGACCAGAGGUUUUUUGUUCUCAGCUCCAAGUGUCAAAUGCCGUAUUUGGAUUGGUUUGGCGACGACAUUUGGAAGAUUGUACCGCCCCUUAAGUUCAAGUCUUGCACCAACGAGCCAAGCUUAAUAAGUGCUCUCUAUAAUUCUGAGGAAAAGCAGUACAGACUGCAUAUAAACUACGAUGUGCUUUCUACGCAUUUUUCAAACUAUUCAGAAGUUGCUUGUACUUACAGUGAGAUUGUUCGUGGAACCGAUGACACGUUUUCAUACCUAAUGACAGCCGAUGACUUUGACCAGGAUUGGGCUGUACCAAGUCACUUCUUGGGAGUGGUGGUGCAGUGUCAUGAAGUUGGGAACACGUCAAAUAUCCUCCAAAAGGAUGCCUUCUCGUUCGUCCAACAACCGAAGCACCACGACGACAAAGCCGAUGCCAUUCGAACAACCACGUAUCCCAGCGUGUUUAUCUUCGGAAUCGACAGCAUGUCCAGGAUGAAUUUCCGACGAAUGAUGCCGCUAACCUGGAAAUUUGUUCGCCAACCGGGUUGGUUCGAAUUGGAGGGCUAUAACAAAGUGGCCGACAAUACGCUUCCCAAUCUAAUAGCCAUACUAACGGGGGGGAACCCGACGAGAUGGCGACGCCGUUGCGAUUUGCGGACCAAAGGAUGCUUCGACUAUAUGACUUUUUUGUGGAACUUCUUUCACAAUGCAGGCUACCUAACAGCCUACGCCGAGGACAUGACCAGCUUCUCCAUCUUCAACUACUUGAAGUCGGGCUUUAUCCGAAAGCCAGUGGACUUUUACUUGCGGCCCUUUAUGAUUGUCGUUGAACAAAUCCUCAAAUCGGUCGAAUAUCUUGGCUUUAAGUACUGCGUGGGUAGGCGACUCAGUUUCGACUACAUUUUCGACUUUGCCAGGCAGCUCAUCCAGCGUUUUGUCCACGAGAAUCCAAAGCCCCUUUUCGGUUUGUUUUGGACUAGUAGCUUCACGCACGAUGACUUCCGGGGCGGACACCUUUUAGAUGGGCUGUUGGUCGAUUAUCUGAAGGAAUUCGAGGAGUACGGACUGUUUAAUAAGUCCGUAGUUAUCCUGCUGAGCGAUCAUGGCUCCCGUUUUGGAUUCUUGGCCGAGCACUAUACGGGUUUCCUGGAGGAGCGACUGCCCAUGUUACACAUAUACCUACCGCCCUGGUACCGGGAACGCUAUCCAUCGGUGGUAGAGGCCCUGCAGCUGAAUAAGAACCGUCUCUGCUCCAACUACGAUCUCCACCUGGGCAUCCGGCAGCUACUGGAGCAGGUUCGUCCGGGACUCACUUUUGCCGAGCCCUGUGUCGGUUGCAAAUCGAUUCUACGCCCCCUUCCCGUCAACCGGAGCUGCGAGGAGGCCCAGAUACCCCGCCACUGGUGCACCUGCCAGCCCUUCGUCCAGGUGGAGAAGAGCGACUACGUCCAGACACUGGCUAAAGCGGCUGUCUACCGGAUGAACAAGUUCCUGCAAAAACUAAAUCUUGACGGGUACUGCCACCGACUGCACUUAAACCAGAUCCUGAUGGCGGAAAAGGAGUUGCACUUUGAUGAUCGUGGGAAUAGGAUAGCCCCUCCGAAUUUCAUUGACACUUAUCGUCUGGCAUUCAGCACCCUUCCAAAUGACGGUAUGUUUCGGGCCACUAUCCGCACUAGCCCGGGGGACGUGGCAGUCGGCGUCGAGAUGGACUCGAUCAGUCGCCUGAACUCAUACGGGAAUCAAUCCCAUUGUGCUCAGGAUGCAAUGGCCAAGAAAAUAUGCUUCUGCUUCAAGCCUGAGGUCCUGGCUCUGAAACAUCACUAUUCUCGAAAGCCUCAAAAAGUGGUCUAUGAAUAUUUGCAACAUAAUGAAGAUGACUUUUAUGAUGCUAAGGAAGAAAACUUAACUGUUACAACACCUGCUUAA
Molecule: messenger RNA, 2160 nt
Organism: Drosophila bipectinata
Lineage: Eukaryota; Metazoa; Arthropoda; Insecta; Diptera; Drosophilidae
Source: RefSeq, a predicted model, not a curated record